AAAAAAACAGACAAAGAAAUGAACACUUAUAUUUGUUUAAUCCAGACUUUUUAUUUCAAUCCGAACUUUGUUUUUGUUUGCGGUGAGAUCAUCUUCCACUAAAGUUUCAAUUGUCAAUUCGCCAAUAUAUGGAUUUCCUUGAAUCUUUCUACCUCUUGUGACACAGAAAUUCAGCGUUUCUACGCCUCUUUCUGAGUAGCCUCCGCAUUAGCCAUAUCAAUAUUUACUCCAGUUAGGGAAUCAUAAAUUCCAGAAGUUCAAAUGAUGCACCAGCAAUCAGAUAGCACAGAUCGAGUAGAAACUGGUGCAAAUUGCAACAAACAGUACGCUAACUGUUCUCAACCUUGGUGGCACUCACAAAUCACGUUGAAACAUCCCAAUGGUGGAUUGGAGGCUGCGAUGAACAGAUCACAAACUAAUAGCCAGCAGGAGGAGGGAACUGAUGCCAAUAAAGAUAUGCAUAGUGCUGUGGUUCCACAAUUAGAUGGACAUUGUGGACAAGAACAGCACCGUUCGCAUCAUGCAGUGCCCAUAAUGCCUCAAACAAUGGGCGAAUACCUCAUGCCACCUGCACAGCUGGAACUUGUUGGCCACUCAGUUGCAUGUGCAUCAUAUCCAUAUUCUGAUCCAUUUUAUGGGGGAGCAGUGCCUGCUUAUGGACCUCAAGCUUUGGUUCAUUCUUGUUUUCCUGCAUUGCAUUCCAGUAGAAUGGCUUUGCCCCUUGAAAUGGCGGAGGAGCCUGUUUAUGUGAAUGCCAAGCAGUACCAUGGAAUUCUAAGGCGAAGACAAUCACGUGCAAAGGCUGAGCUGGAAAAAAAACUAAUAAAAGUUAGGAAGCCAUAUCUUCACGAAUCUCGGCACCAGCAUGCGAUGAGAAGGGCCAGGGGUUGUGGCGGGCGUUUCCUGAACACAAAGAAUACUGCUGCUGCUGUGAAUGGCAAUCGUGAGGCAGUUACGAACUCUUGCAAGCAUGAGAGUGUGCCAAAAGUGGGUUAGCUCAAAGCUCGGAACAGGUACAAAAUAAGUAGUUCAUAGACUUUUCACUUUCGGUACAUGCCAUCCUCUCAGCAUCUUAACCUUAACCCUUCAUUAUCCAGUCGCACGCAUUUCUUCUGUGAGGGUUGCUCAAGCAACUAUCCAAAUGGCAGUGGUGUAAAGAUGAAGCCGGAGACGUCGAACCCCCUCCUCAUCCCCAAACACACACAAGCAAUCCACCAGAGGGGAAACAGUAGUUCCCUGCAAGUCAUUCUUGGCUCUUUCUUUUCCUUCUUUUAAACCAAGUCAGGGGAAUGGAUGGAUAUUGUUUCCUUGGUCAUAUUUCUUUCUUACUUGUACAGGGUGGGUGAUGAAUGGGUUCAUGUGCCUAGGCUGCUGACAUUUGUGAAAUUGAAGUUGCCAUUCAUCCUUUGUUUCCAUUUUGAGCACUAUAGAGAUGUGUGGAAUGAAAAAAUUUGAAUGUUUAACGCCAA
Molecule: messenger RNA, 1469 nt
Organism: Malania oleifera
Lineage: Eukaryota; Viridiplantae; Streptophyta; Magnoliopsida; Santalales; Ximeniaceae
Product: nuclear transcription factor Y subunit A-7-like
Exons: 6
Coding region: 262-996 (244 amino acids)
Biological process (GO): regulation of transcription by RNA polymerase II
Cellular component (GO): CCAAT-binding factor complex
Molecular function (GO): RNA polymerase II cis-regulatory region sequence-specific DNA binding; DNA-binding transcription factor activity, RNA polymerase II-specific
Source: RefSeq, a predicted model, not a curated record